AUUAGGCCAGUGGCCACCGCGGCGUGAUGGCGUGUCUCAGUUUAUUACGGACUAGUGGUUUAUUUUUAUUGUUAUUCUUAAUAACAAACGCCUACGCGGUGUUCCAACCAUGGAUAUUCGCAGUGAGUGUGAACAAAAGCAGUUGUGCCGAACGAAAAUGUGUUUUAAAUUUGAAUUUGGAAGUUUCGAACGUGUAUUCGUGGUCGUUAACCCGUGAGCCGGCGGUUCGCGGUGCGCCGUGCAAUCCUACAAUCACCAAGGAUGUUGUAGACACAGAAUUAAUUGUUGAGAAGAAUGAAAGAAUGUUUUUCUGUGCCAAAGUCGGCGAGCAGUGGCUUCACCAAGGAGUUGGUUUAUAUUUGGACGGUGACGUCAUAGGAAUCAGCAAGCAGCUGGAAAACCUGGAACUCCUGGACGACGUCACCGACGUCGACAACGUCAGUGACUACAGUGACGUCAACGGUCUGCGGAAUGACGUCGACGUCAACAGGAACCGUGACGCCGUUAGUGACGUCAGUGACGUCGUGGUCGAGACCUGGGCUUAUCUGCCGAAUAGGCUAGUGGAUAGUACGGUACGUCCAUAA
Messenger RNA from Cydia amplana, 584 nucleotides. RefSeq lists its product as uncharacterized. NCBI's taxonomy places the organism in Eukaryota, Metazoa, Arthropoda, Insecta, Lepidoptera, Tortricidae. The transcript is spliced from 2 exons. The coding region runs from base 27 to 584 and encodes 185 amino acids. The record is from RefSeq and is a predicted model, not a curated record.